Molecule: messenger RNA, 504 nt
Organism: Drosophila kikkawai
Lineage: Eukaryota; Metazoa; Arthropoda; Insecta; Diptera; Drosophilidae
Source: RefSeq, a predicted model, not a curated record
AUGAUUUUUAGGCCUGCGAAAAUCGAGUGCGAUGGAAAUCCGCUGAGGGUCUAUAACCUGAGAUGCAAUGUAAAGGCCAUCAGCUGGAACUUGGCGUUGGUUAAUUUGACCGCGGACUUGAUAAAGCCCAUCCGGAACCCCAUAGUGCAUUUGCAAGUUCUCAAGAAGGACUAUGCCAACCAGUACAAGCCGUUCCUAAUUGACGUGACCUUCAACAUAUGCCAAGUGAUCGAAAGAAGGAACUUCCUCCCAUACGGCGUGAUCAUGUUCAAGCUUUUGAAACGAUAUUCGAAUAUCAAUCACACCUGUCCCUAUUCGGGUCGCCUCUUUAUGCAGAAUGGUUACCUGGACCACGAUUUACUUCCGCCGUUUCCCCAGGGCUUCUACCUAUUUAGCUGCGAGUUCUUCGAUACAAAUUCCACCACUAAAGACUAUUUGGGCACUGCCAAGUUCUACGUUGAAGUCAUGGAAAUGGUUAAGAGCAAGAAGAGGCCAAAAGCCUAA